AUGGCCGCCUUGCGUCUUACAUCGGCACCUUCAGGCGUGCGCGCCGCCGCGGCGUCUCCGCUGACCUCACAGCUCUGGUCCUCCUGCGCAAACCCCACGAGCACUUCGCUGCACACGCCGAACGUCCCGACGCAUCCCUCGACCGCCGUUGCUACCGUCGCUGAGGCAGCCGCGGUGGCAGCGACCGCAACAGCCCCGUCCCCGCCUCCCCCUCCAUUCGUUCUUGCGCGCCAGAGGACGAAGGAGGGCGAGCUCCCGAAGCGCUACUUCAACCCCUCCAACACGGUGCUAGCCGACGGCGGGAAGCCGGGGAAGAAUCCUGGUAACGAAAACAAUGCCAAUCUAGGCAAGACAUUGCGCGUCCUACAAGAACACCUCCCCAAAGUCCUCCAGUCACCCCUCCCCCAGGAGAUCCUCGCACCCAACAUCUCCCUCCACCUGUUUCCGACGACGCAUCCUCACCUACCAACCGUCUCCGGGAGGGUAGCCUAUACAGCCGCUCUUUGGAGCGCCCCGAUCGCCUGGAACAGGCUACCUCUGGUCGGCAAUGUGCGGUUGUCCAUCAUCUCCGAGCGCGUGACGAAGCAUCCUCUCCCCUUUGCGCCCUUGCGCUCGGGAGCUGUGCCGGAGCAGCUCGUCGUCAGGUGGUGCGCCGGUGGGAAGAACGGCUCGGCCACGACGACAACGGCAGGGGGCGCCGCAACGGAAAAGGAUGGCGACAAACCCUUCACGGGGCUGUUCGUGUUCCAGUUCGACUCGGAGGGAAGGAUACUGAGCCAUACCAUCGAGACGGUGCAGGAGAGCGGGGACUGGGAGAAGGGCGUGGGGGCCAAGGUUGUCGGGCUGACGGACUGGCUGCUCGGCGGGAUGCGGAGGGGAAAUGACAGCCCGAGUCCUGCUUGCAAGGGCUGA
This is a messenger RNA of Colletotrichum siamense, 912 nucleotides long. RefSeq lists its product as uncharacterized. NCBI's taxonomy places the organism in Eukaryota, Fungi, Ascomycota, Sordariomycetes, Glomerellales, Glomerellaceae. The record is from RefSeq and is a predicted model, not a curated record. Bases 1 to 912 code for a protein of 303 amino acids. The transcript has 2 exons.